AUCCCAGUGCUGGACCCCUGCUGCUCGCGUUCUGAGAGCUGCUGCUGCUGCUGUUGCUCAUGAGUCAAUGUGCGGAGGCCACUCGUGCUGGCAGCUGCCCCCAUUACUCUCCAUCAUUUCUGAUCAUUUCCCCUCCUCUGCUGCUCUUUCCCCCCUCGUGCUCUGCUGGAAUGCCAGGCAUCACCGGCAUCGACCGUCCUUUACUAUGAAAGAAAGCACGCGGCACCCACAGUAGAGGCUGCACGAGCAGAUAGAUGAGCGUGUGUGUGAAUGCAGAUCUUCCUUUUCAGCUGAGAUCUUUUUCUGCUCCUGGAGAAACAGAAGACAGGGAGAGAAGAAGGGACGCGCUCGUUUGGCGGGGUUUGUUUUUGUUUUUGGAUCCUCCUCCUCCUUCUUCUCGCGUGCUGUGGAGGUAAAUGUGCAGGCUGAAUGGCAGGAGCACAGCCCGGGGUUCACGCGCUGCAGCUCAAGCCGGUGUCCGUCCCGGAGAGUCUGAAGAAAGGCAGCAGGUUUAUGAAAUGGGAUGAGGAUUCAUCUACAGUGACCCCAGUGACCUUACGUGUGGAUCCUCAGGGCUACUUUCUAUACUGGACAGACCAGAAUAAGGAAACUGAUUUGUUGGACAUCACCCAUAUCAAGGAUGCAAGAACUGGAAAAUGCACCAAAACACCAAAGGAAGCCAAACUGCGAGAGUUACUAGAUGUUGGGAACCUGGUGGGGCGGAUAGAAAACAAGAUGCUGACUGUGGUCACGGGCCCAGACAUGGUCAACAUCACCUAUCUAAACUUUAUGGCUUUCCAGGAGGAAGUGGCAAAGGAGUGGGCAGAGGAGUUGUUUAGUCUGGCGUCCAACCUGCUGGCUCAGAACAUGAAUAGAGAGGCCAGCCUGGAAAAAGCCUACACGAGACUGAAGCUGCAGCCAAACCAAGAGGGACGUAUUCCAGUGAAGAACAUAUUUCGCAUGUUCUCGGCUGACAGGAAGCGUGUAGAAACGGCGCUGGAGAGCUGUAAUCUCCCAUCGGGCAGGAAUGAUUCCAUUCCUCUGGAGGACCUCACUUGCGAUAUUUACAAGUCCUUCAUCGGCAAUAUCUGUCCCAGACCGGAAAUCAACCAAAUAUUUGCAGAUCUUGGAGCCAAGGGCAAGAACUACCUGAGCAUGGAGCAGAUGACUGACUUCAUCAACUUUAAGCAGCGGGAUCCACGCCUGAACGAGAUUCUGUAUCCUCCACUGAGGACGGAGCAGACGCAGCUCCUCAUGGAGAAGUUUGAGCCCAGCAACAGCAUGAUUCAAAAAGGGCAGAUUUCAGUGGAGGGCUUUUCCAGGUUUCUGAUUAGUGAUGAGAAUGGUGUGAUCCCGCCUGAGAAACUGGACCAGAGUGAAGAUAUGACCUUCCCUCUCUCCCACUACUUCAUCAACUCUUCCCACAACACCUAUCUUACAGCUGGGCAGUUGGCGGGGAACUCGUCAGUAGAGAUGUACAGGCAGGUGCUGCUGUCAGGAUGCCGCUGUGUGGAGCUGGACUGCUGGAAGGGCCGCACGGCUGAGGAGGAGCCGGUCAUCACCCACGGCUUCACCAUGACCUCUGAAAUUUCAUUUAAGGAAGUAAUUGAAGCCAUCGCCGAAUGUGCUUUUAAAACCUCUCCUUUUCCCAUCAUCCUGUCCUUCGAGAACCAUGUGGACUCGCCAAAGCAACAGGCCAAGAUGGCGGAAUAUUGCCGAUCUAUCUUUGGAGAUGCCCUUUUAACCGAGCCACUUGAGAAAUAUCCUCUGGAGUCAGGGGUUCCACUUCCCAGUCCACAGGAACUCAUGGGGAAGAUCCUCGUCAAGAACAAAAAGUCGCACCCCAAGCCGGCGGAUGGAAGCACCAAAAAGAAGCUGUCCGAGCAAGCCUCCAACACCAACAGUGACUCCUCCAGUGUGUUUGAGCCAUCCUCUCCAAGCGCGGGUCCUGCAGCUUCAGCCGAGGUGGAGGCGGAUGAUGAUGAUGAGGAUGAUGACGACGAUGAUGACUGUAAGAAGUCAAUGGAUGAGGGGACAGCAGGUUCAGAGGCCUUUGCAACAGAGGAAAUGUCCACUCUAGUCAAUUACAUCCAACCUACCAAGUUCCACUCCUUCGAGACCUCAAAAAAAGUCAGCCGCAGUUAUCAAAUGUCAUCGUUUGUGGAAACCAAGGCUCUGGAGCAGCUCACGAAGACUCCCGUGGAGUUUGUGGAAUACAACAAGCUUCAGCUCAGUAGGAUCUACCCUAAAGGAACUCGAGUGGACUCCUCCAACUACAUGCCUCAAGUGUUCUGGAACGCAGGCUGCCAGCUGGUGGCACUAAAUUUCCAGACAAUAGAUCUGUCCAUGCAGCUGAACCUGGGCAUGUACGAGUAUAAUGGGAAAAGUGGCUACAGACUCAAGCCAGAAUUUAUGAGACGACCAGACAAGCACUUUGACCCCUUCACAGAGAGCACAGUGGAUGGGAUUGUAGCCAACACCUUAUCGAUAAAGAUCAUAUCAGGACAGUUCCUCACUGAUAAGAAAGUGGGCGUGUAUGUGGAGAUUGACAUGUUUGGCCUCCCAGUCGACACUAGACGGAAAGCAUUCAAAACGAAGACGUCCCAGAACAACGCCAUCAACCCGGUGUGGGAUGAGGAGCCGAUUGUGUUCAAAAAGGUGGUUCUUCCCACUCUUUCCUCCCUGAGAAUAGCAGUAUUUGAGGAAGGUGGAAAGUUCAUUGGUCAUCGGAUAAUUCCUGUGUCCGCCAUUCGACCAGGUUAUCGAUAUAUUGGAUUGAGGAAUGAGAAAAACCAGUCUCUGACUCUUCCUGCUCUGUUUGUUUAUAUUGAAGUCAAAGAUUAUGUUCCAGAUACAUUUGCAGAUGUCAUCGAGGCCCUGUCAAACCCCAUUAGAUAUGUCAACUUAAUGGAGCAGAGAUCCAAGCAGCUGGCUGCUCUGACAUUAGAGGAAGGAGAGGAGGAGAAGGAUGCCAAAGAGACUGAGCCUGGAGUCGAGCAGGCCUCAGAGGUGAAGAGUGAGCCAAAACCUGUGCCUGUAGAAAAUGGCUUGAGUCAUGCUCCGAGUGCCACGCCCAAACCGGCCUCCCAGCUCUCCCCACAGCCUCAGCCUACAGGAUCAGCUAAACCUGCGGCAAAGACUGAAGAUCUCAUUCAGAGCGUCCUCACUGAGAUGGAGGCUCAUACGUUAGAGGAGCUAAAGCAGCAGAAGGUGUUUGUCAGAGAGCAGAGGAGACAUUAUAAAGAAAUGAAGGACCUGAUGAAGAAGCAUCACAAGAAAACCACAGAAAUGAUCAAGGAGCACACAACCAAAUACAACGAGUUUCAGCACGACUAUCUGCGCAGAAGGGCUGUGUUACAGAAAUCUGCUAAAAGAGAUGGUAAGAAGAGGUGUCUCUCCUCCAGCCCGGAGCAUGGAGCCUCGUUCUUUGAGCAGGAGCUGGCCAACCUGGACCAGGAGUGUGGUCAGAAGCUGGCUGAGCUGAAAGAGCAGCAGCAGCAGCAGCUAUUAAACCUGAGGCAGGAGCAGUACUACAGCGAGAAGUACCUGAAGAAAGAACACAUCAAGCAGUUAAUGGAGAAGCUGACCCUGGUAGCCGAGGAGAGUCAAAGCAACCAAAUGAAGAAGUUAAAGGACUUGUGUGAAAAAGAAAAGAAAGAGCUGAAAAAGAAAAUGGACAAGAAGAGGCAAGAGAAGCUCAAUGAAGCCAAAUCAAAAGAGAAACACUUGACGGAGGAGGAGAAGCUGGAGAUCAAUAGAUCCUACGUUAAUGAAGUGGUGCAGCACAUCAAGAGGCUGGAGGAUGCUCAGACAAAAAGACAUGAAAAGCUUGUAGAGACGCACAAGAACAUCCUUCAGCAAAUUAUAGACGAGAAACCCAAGCUGCAAAACGAACUGGAUCAGGAGUAUCAGGACAAGUUCCGCCGGCUCCCGGUGGAGAUUCAGGAGUUUGUGCAGGAGACCACCAAGAGAAAGACUGACGGAAGCGAUCAGGAGUCUCUCCCAUCUUCCUCCACGCUGGAAAAACUCAGCCAUAAGGGAGCGCAGUCUGAGGACGACAUGGAGGAAGAGAAGAAGGACUAAUACAUAUUCAGAGUUCUGCAGUGCUUCACGCACUCUUCCUUAUUCAUUUUUUACUUUUGUUGAACCUUUUAUCAAAAGAUAAUUACAUAUUUAAGAUAAUUAGACGUAUAUAUUUAUCAUCUUUACAAUUUUACAACUGUAUUUCAGUGAGUGAGAGAGAGAGAGAGAGUACAGUAGCUGAACUAAGAAUUACUUGUGAUAAUGACAAUGAGACGAUUGACCAUGGUGAGAGAAUCUUGUGGUAGAGAAUGUUAUGUGCACAUUCUGCAUAAUUCCUUUCUUACAACUGUAAUAAUAAUAAUUGAGUAUUUCAUUUACAGGACUUUUAUAUGAUACUCAUUCUUUUUGUUUGUUUGUUUGUUAAUAUGAUCUGAAUGGUGUUCUAAAAAAAAAUAUUAUUAUAUCAUCAUUACUAAUAUAAUUAUCAUCUUCACAGACGUAGGGCCAGUAACUGAAUCAUCGUUUGAGAAGGUGCAGGGCAUGUUGUGCACCCGUGUCAUGUUGUGAAGAUGUGUAAUGAAGAGAAGAUGUAAUACGUGUGUGUCAUUGAGAGCAGAGACUCACGCAGGUACAUCACACAGUAGCUGUCAUUUUUCUUUCUCUUUUCCGGGUGUAAGUAUAGGUACAUGUAUGUGAAAGGUUCACUCUGUAUAUUUGCACUGAAUUUAGGACUUAUUUGCUUUAGAUUUGCUUUUGAUUGCGAACCCAGGCGGCUCGCUGAUAUACAGAUCCAUUAUCUUGCUAAUGUUGCUGCUGAUAUUGUUAGUUUUCUUUUUGUUUUCAUUUGGACUGAUUAAAAACUACAGUGUAUAAGAAUAAGAAGUUGAACUAUAAGUGGAACCAAUGUACUGUCCAGUUAACCGGACUGUAACAGUUAACGUUUCAGGGAUGCAUGAAUACAGUGCUUUGAACAUUUUGUGCUACUAUAGGCCUACAUUUGUAAAUGCAUCAUUCUAGCUCGUGUGACGUAACGUGAUUUAUUGUUAUUAUAUUAUCUGUAAAGGCGUGCUCAAUGGUACUUUUUUCCCUUUUCUAAAGAAGUAUACAAAUAUGUACGUAUUUAUCUGUGGAUAGUUUUAACCAGUAUCUUAAAUACACUUAUUUUUUAGCCAUUUUACUAAGGGCCAUUUCUAAAAGCUUUUGUUUUAGCUUUUAAUUCCAUUAAAACAGUAUUUCUUUGAAACUCAUUACAGCAUACUCAGUGAACAGAGUUCUAAGUUUAUUUAUUCAAGUCUAUAAAUGAAUAUAAGAAGAAUAGUUUAGUCAAGAUCAGAGGAAAUGAAGCAAAGAUAAUGUUAAAAACAUGGAUAUGCACUUUUUAAAUUUCAUGAGGUAUUGCCAUUAUUAUGCAAUCUUUCUUCUUGAGUGAAACUCUGUUUAAGUAUGAUUCCAUUUGACUAAUUCAGUUAAGUAUGUAUAAAAAAAAUAGUUAGACAUACAGUAUAAUAAACAAUGCCAGGUGUGAUAUGUUGUGAUAUAUAAUUUUUUUGUGCAGACUAUGCCAUACUUCCCUCAUGGAUUUUUGGUGUUUAGCUCUGGCAAAGCACUUUUAUCACUUAUUUUAACAUACUACUGAACGUUUUAUUACAUUUGGGCUAAUUCUAUAGUUUGGGUUUUACAUUGAUCGAUUUCAGCAGAUUACUAUGUUUAAUCUACCUGUUACAUUAACUUUAUGUAAACUUGUGAGAUUUUUUAUAUUCUUAUUUUGUAUUUAUUGCAAUGUAUGAUUGAUCUGGACCAUUAAAAAAAACUAAAGUGCCAAAAAUGUGCAGGUCCAACAUGAAAAUGAAGCAGUGUAAAUCAACCCAUUUGAUCACGUGGUUGACGUUUGUUAAUGAAGUCUAGUAAUAAUAUCAUUUUGUUUUUAUUAUUAGGCCUAUAUUACAUGUACAGUACAUGACAAGGAAAGCUACCACCACCAAGUUUAGCCGAAUUUUUAAUUUCCUCACUUAAUAGUUUACAUGUAAAAGUGAUUCAUUGUGCUCAAAUUUUAAGUCAUGGUAUUAAAUUAAUUGUAUUAUUUUUGGUACAAAACCAAGUCUGUUCUAUUGUUUUUUUUUUAUUCUUUUGACCAAACUCUUUUUGCAAAUGUCAGAUUACUUGAAAUACUUUUAUGACUGAAUUUAUUUUUAAUCGUUUUGAAGUGAAGUUCUGUGCCUUUGAAUGUUCUCUGUGUUAGAUGUGGAAUGUAAAAAGUGUUGAUGUGUAUAGAGCUCUCUUUUUUGUAUAAACUGUGCACGCACUUUUAAGACAUUUAUACUAAAGAUUUACUUUUAAAUUAUUUACUGUAAAACUAUUGAAUAUAUGUAUGCUGUUGAGUGACACUUUUUAUUUAUUUCAGACGUGCUUAUAAUUCCAUUGACGGACAGUGCUUAGAAACAACCAGAACAAUUAAAAACCUUCGAUUUCAUCUAGUUGCAUUAUUAAUAUCACCAUAUCAUUUUGCAGAGAUGAAUAUUGUUGAAUGUAAGUUGUGCUUGUGCUGUGCAAUUGGGUUUUAAUAAAACAUUAUUGUGAAA
Molecule: messenger RNA, 6602 nt
Organism: Astyanax mexicanus (Mexican tetra)
Lineage: Eukaryota; Metazoa; Chordata; Actinopteri; Characiformes; Acestrorhamphidae
Product: 1-phosphatidylinositol 4,5-bisphosphate phosphodiesterase beta-1
Exons: 32
Coding region: 430-4083 (1217 amino acids)
Biological process (GO): phosphatidylinositol-mediated signaling; lipid catabolic process; memory
Cellular component (GO): cytoplasm; nuclear speck
Molecular function (GO): calcium ion binding; phosphatidylinositol-4,5-bisphosphate phospholipase C activity; calmodulin binding
Source: RefSeq, a predicted model, not a curated record